AUGACUGACGCUAGACCAUCCACCGACCACAGUCCGACAUCUACCGAGGAAGAGACGCUCCCCUUACUCUACGAUCUUGACAAGCUGACGCAGAUUCCAGAAGGGGAGUUCACCAAGGACAUUCCCCCACCGCCGAUCGGGGAGUUUAACAAGAAUAAAAAACAGAAUCCGACGCGAAAUGGACGGCCAGGAACUUCGUCGGCACCGGCCGGCUCUGGAAACCAGGUUGAGGUCGAUGAGGAGGAUGGGGGGGAGGAGGAGGAGGAGGAAAGCGAUGACGAAAACGACGAGCGUCCGCCGCGUAGCACUAGUCAGCGCACCUUGGAAGAACGGCUCAGGCGGGAACUUGAAUACAUAGAUGAUCUGCUCGAACAGGACGAGGAUGCCGACCAGGAGAAUUUGUCGGUGCCGCGCGAACAGUGGAGGGCGGCAGACUUCGUCGAGGAAGACAUGGUGUACGCGACCAUCGACGUGCUCGUCUUGGACGCCCUACGCCACCUGCAAACCGUGGAGAGGAACAGCACGCUGAGGCAGUACACCUCGUGGAUCUAUCACUACAAGAGGUGGGCGGCGAAGAUGUUGAGGCAAAUUCGCAACAAGCUUCCGCAGGAGUACAGGCUUAAGCACGUCGACGAGAUAGGGCACUACAUCCGGGACAACAAGAAGAAAAACUGGGACCAAGAGGCCGAUGUCCCCCGGUCGUACGUGUGGUUGCACGGCCCUAGGGUCACCAAGUCCCGGCUUCGCGCAUACGUGAAGUACAUGGUUCGGGAGUUGAAUCUCGAUGCCGAGUCCAGCAAGAAGGGCGACAACGCCACAGGAACACAGCCUGUGCAAUCUACAACGGUGCACACGCUCCUCGGGCGCAUAAAGGCAUGCCAGAUGGCGGCGAGAGUGGAGGCGACGAUAUACCGGGAGACGGAGCUGAGCAUCAUGCGAGAGAUAUCGGUGGUCAGGUCGGAGGUGCGGUUCAUGAUCCGCACCAAGAACGAGCGGGACAUCAAGAACUGCACCGAUCGGCGUCGCGGAACAAUCGGCGAUACCUACACCGCCGAGCAGUUCCGCCAGAUCAUGUUCAGGGUGCUGCCGACGUGGGCGGCCAAGGCGUGGAACCCGCGGGGUACGGGCCCGUCGCAGACGCUAUGGCGGUUUCUGCUGUUGAAGGUGCUCACGCUACUCUCCCACCACUCUCUUCUGCGCGGUGCAAGCAUCCGCGAGAUCACGCUCCCCGACAUAUUCUUGUACCGACUGGCGAGCACCUCGUCGGUGAACCCGGAGAACCAGCCGGUCGUCAUGGUCAUCGCUGCGCGGAACUCGAAGACGUCCAAGGAUGCGCGUCUGCAGCAGAGCUACGCUGCACGGCACCUCGAAGCGGAGUUGUGCGCCGUCGGCGAGACGGGCCUGUGGUUGCACUUCAUCCUCGACCAGAUCGGCCAGUUUCACGGCGUCCGCCUCAUUCCGCCGGAGCUGGCCAUCGACGGCACGCCGCGCGCCGAGAUCGCGGAGCUGGGUCACUGGGCGCUCGACAAGAUGACGCGAGCGUACAUCACCGCCAUUCCGGUGGGGGUGGUGAUGAAGAAGGCCGGUUACUCUGGUUACAAGCAGGACUACUUCUUGGGCCGGAGCAGGGUGGAGCCCUCCGAUAAGCUCUUCAAGCUCCUCGCCGAGCACAUCUUCCCCGGUGUCGACGACAUGCUGAAGACGGCGGAAGGGAAGGCUGCCGAGGGGUCCGACGCCGACAAAGCCGCGGUGCACUUCUGGCGCACACUCCAGAUGCUGCGCCGCAUCGUCGCCGAGGACCUAGCGGUGAAGCUGGUCCGCACACCAUGGCACCCGUACGUCCAAGGCUCCCUGCUCUGCCGGAUCCCCCUCUUCCAGCACUGGGCGAAACGGGUCGAGAGGGUCGACACCGAGACGAUCAACAAGCGUCGGGACCCGACCCAAAUUCAGGAAGAGGAAAUCUCUGUCCGCAUGGACACCGAGUACUACAACAUAUCCCUCAAGGCGAAGCUGACGAAGGAGAUGGAGCGUGCCGUGAACGAGAAGAUUGACUUCCUGGAGGAGCUCGAGAAGCGCGACGACACCAUCGCGUCUCUCACCGCCGAGAUAACCCGUCUCACCGAGGCACUCCGUGUGUCAGAAGCACGGAGAGUGCCGGAGGCCCCGCCGUGUGCUACCGCGCAAGCUCCCAGCGAGAGUGGCUCGGCGGAUUCGGCCAACAUGGGAGCCGGCGCCGACGGAGGGGACGACAAACCCCCGCCACCCCCACAGACGGACGUGGAGGCUAGUUACGAGCUCAACGUGGUACAACCGUGGCGGGAGGCCAAGACCGUGAGGAACGCCUGGCGCCUCUGGAACUCCGCCACCGCUAAUGACACCCGUCGGCUUUGCGACAGGAUGGCCGAGCCGGGGUUCAUCGACCGCCACACCCUCCUCGCCGGCGCGACGCAGGGUGCACUCAACAAGAGGGUGCGCCGCAUGCUGAAGGUCAUGGAUGCGGUGCGCCAGCUACGCGUGAGCGACGGCGACGCCGACACCGAGGCCGUGGUCGACACACUGCACAGGAUCGCGGCAUCAGGCAUCGGGACCUUCGCCGAUGCCCUCACGGUGCUCAAACCAGGAACGGCACCGAUGUUGUCCAAAGAGCCUGGUUUGGGAGUCAAGGGGCUGGGCCCCAAGGUGGUCUCGAAGCUACGCCUCGCCUGUGCGCUUGUGGCGCUCAACUUGAAGCAGAGUGAUUGGGUCGAAACCCUGUUUCCAGACACGUGGGAGGAGCAGAUGCCGAAGACCAAGGCCGACCUGGCGAAGCCGACGGCACCGGCCAAGUCGACAGCACCGCUCCGUUUGUAA
Messenger RNA from Closterium sp. Naga37s-1, 2850 nucleotides. NCBI's taxonomy places the organism in Eukaryota, Viridiplantae, Streptophyta, Zygnematophyceae, Desmidiales, Closteriaceae. The record is from the annotation of a GenBank genome assembly.